Molecule: messenger RNA, 5473 nt
Organism: Cuculus canorus (common cuckoo)
Lineage: Eukaryota; Metazoa; Chordata; Aves; Cuculiformes; Cuculidae
Gene: ASPH
Product: aspartate beta-hydroxylase
Exons: 29
Coding region: 281-2824 (847 amino acids)
Biological process (GO): peptidyl-aspartic acid hydroxylation
Cellular component (GO): membrane; endoplasmic reticulum
Molecular function (GO): peptidyl-aspartic acid 3-dioxygenase activity; protein binding
Source: RefSeq, a predicted model, not a curated record
CUCUGUUAGGAGGAGUAAGGGAAUUUGAUUGUCGUCAGAACUGGAUUGCCAUAUGAGUUCUGAAAAGCGUUUGGCUCCUGAGGAUAACUGCUCUAAAAAUAGAUUUGGAGGAGAGGUUUCUCUUGGGUCUAGUUUCGGGUUCCAGCUGAGCUUGCUUAAGAGAACUUGUUUGCUUCUGUUGCAAGACUAAAGUGAGGAUAAAUAAUUUCUUAUUCUGCCUUCAACAUAAAUUUUUGGAGAUAUCGACACACUCUCUCUGUGGAAAUCGAGCACUAAUGUUAUGGCUGACGACACAGAGACUAAGCAUGGAGGAAGCAAGAAUGGAAAGAAAGAAGGCCUCUCUGGAAGCUCGUUUUUCACCUGGUUUAUGGUAAUUGCUUUGCUGGGAGUUUGGACAUCAGUAGCGGUUGUCUGGUUUGAACUUGUAGAUUAUGAAGAAGUUCUAGCCAAAGCAAAGGAUUUCCGUUAUAACUUGUCAGAGGUCCUACAAGGCAAGCUUGGGAUAUAUGAUGCUGAUGGAGAUGGAGAUUUUGAUGUGGAAGAUGCUAAAGUAUUGCUAGGCCUGACCAAAGAUGGCAGUAAUGAAAAUAUUGAUUCCCUUGAGGAAGUCCUUAAUAUUUUAGCAGAGGAAAGCUCUGAUUGGUUUUAUGGCUUUCUCUCAUUUCUCUAUGAUGUAUUGACUCCUUUUGAAACACUAGAAGAAGAAGAGAGCGAAGCUGCAGAUGAUGUUGAUGGCCUUAAAGAAAGAUCUGUCCCAGCACAGCCAUCAUCACCAGAAUCUGAGGAGACCAUCCAACCUGCUGAGAAGUCAUAUGUCGAAUCAGAACACAAGAACGUUGACAUAGAAGCUGAAGAAGAAAUUCAGUCUGUUCUUCAUGAAGCUCUCCAUUCCCAGUCUGGAGAGAGACAUGAAGAUGUUCCUGAAAGUAUAAAUGACCAGUGGCAAGUGAAGGAAGAAAUAUAUGGAGAAAAUUUUGAAGCUCCUACGACAGAUGAUUUUCUCAGAGAAUUAGAGAAUGAAAUACCAGAAGCAUAUGAGACAGCAGACUCAGUUCAGAAAGAAGCUGAUCUUUUGGCAGAUGAUCUUGGAGCAAUGGAGCCUGAACCAUAUGAAACUCCAGUUUCAUAUGAAUAUGAUAUGGGUGUGGAAAAGACAGUAAGUGAUCCAGAAGCUCCAGGUGACUCUGAGCUAACAUUAGAAGAUGCUGUUGAACAUUACACAGAGGAUACAGUGCAGGGGGAUUAUAAAGAAGAACAUGAACCAAAACAUGAAAAGCAGACUGAGACUCAAGAUACAGGUGUUGAAGACCUUCCAGAGGAGGUGAAUGAAGCCAUGGAGCCAGAUGAAAUUAUUGAACAUUUUGAUAUUGAUAAAGACCUGUCAGAGAGUAAGUAUACAGAAGAUGUUGUGGCCACUGAACCAGAGGAAUCAGAAAUACCUGUUCAAGCUGAGGAUUAUUCACAUGACGAUCUAGUGGGGAAGACUGAAAAAGAAACUGAACAAGACAAAACAGAAAAAGCUAAAAAGAAGAAGAAACCAAAGCUCUUAAACAAGUUUGAUAAAACCAUUAAAGCUGAACUAGAUGCUGCAGAAAAGCUACGUAAAAAAGGAAAAGUUGAAGAAGCUCUAAGGGCCUUUGAAUCUUUGGUGAAUCAAUAUCCACAGAGUCCUCGAGCAAGAUACGGGAAAGCACAGUCUGAAGAUGACUUAGCUGAGAAAAUGAGAAGUAAUGAGAUGCUGCAGAAAGCCAUCAACACCUAUGAUGAAGUGGCUAGUCUGCCAAAUGUCCCUUCAGAUCUGAUAAAACUGAGCUUGAAACGAGAAGCAGACAGACAGCAGUUUCUUGGUCGCAUGAGAGGUUCUCUAGUUACUCUACAGAAAUUAGUUCAGCUGUUUCCCAAUGAUGCUUCAUUCAAGAAUGACCUUGGCGUUGGUUACCUCUUGAUAGGAGAUAACAGCAAUGCCAAGAAAGUGUACGAAGAGGUUCUAAGGCUGGCUCCAAGUGAUGGCUUUGCCAAAGUGCAUUAUGGCUUCAUCCUGAAGGCAGAAAACAAGAUAGCAGAGAGCAUACCCUACCUAAAGGAAGGACUAGAGUCUGGUGACCCUGGCACAGAUGAUGGACGCUUUUAUUUUCAUCUGGGUGAUGCCUUGCAGAGAAUGGGAGACAAAGAGGCACACAAGUGGUAUGAACUUGGGUACCAAAGAGGCCACUUUGCAUCAGUUUGGCAGCGCUCCCUCUACAAUGUCAAGGGACUGAAAGCUCAGCCGUGGUGGACAGCAAGGGAAACUGGUUAUACGGAACUGGUGAAGUCCUUAGAAAAAAACUGGAAACUCAUUCGAGAUGAGGGACUUGCUGUGAUGGAUAAAGAAAGAAGCCUCUUCCUGCCUGAGGAUGAGAAUCUACGGGAAAAAGGAGAUUGGAGCCAGUUUACCUUAUGGCAACAAGGAAGGAAAAAUGAGAAAGCUUGUAAAAGUGUUCCAAAAACAUGCACUUUAUUGGAAAGAUUCCCAGAAGCUACUGGUUGCAGAAGAGGGCAGAUCAAAUAUUCUAUCAUGCACCCGGGAACCCAUGUCUGGCCCCACACAGGGCCCACCAAUUGUCGGAUAAGGAUGCAUUUGGGCUUGGUGAUACCUAAGGAAGGCUGCAGAAUUCGGUGUGCCCAAGAGAACAGAACCUGGGAAGAAGGGAAAGUUCUUAUUUUUGAUGACUCUUUCGAACACGAAGUAUGGCAGGAUGCUGAAAAUUAUCGCCUGAUAUUCAUUGUGGAUGUGUGGCACCCUGAGUUAACAGCACAACAGAGACGCACUCUUCCUGCUAUUUAAGGGAUUUCUUCUGAUUCCUAGAGCAAAGGAGCUUGAAACCCUUUAGGGUAUGCCAGUGGAAUUAAUUUAUCCAGCAUACAGAGAAUACUAAUAUUUUAAGGGUUAGAAGAGCUAAAGACGACACUCUGCAAUCACAGAGGACUUGAUUUAAAAAAAAAAAAAAAAGGAAAAAAAGAAUAAUAAUAAAAAAGCCAUGGUUUGUUUCAUACUCAUACGGCACUGAUAUAUAUUGUUUUUCUGGCUGCAAGCUUGAAAAUACAAGUCUUGUCAGCCAGAGAACAAUAGGUCUGGAUUUUCAAACUGAGGAAUGUGCACAUGUUUUUGUCAUGCCUACAUUAUGAGUACAAAACCAGUCAGUCACCUGCCUGGCCAUGUUCAGGCACAAGAUUUGUGAUUCUAUAUCCAGGAAAUACUUCACAGGUUCUUAUCUGGAAAGCAACGUGUAAGAUAUUUAUAAACAUAUGCACACAACCAACUUUGAAAAUCUGUAUGCAGUUGUAAUGUUAGCUGCUUUAGGCAUAGUAUGUGUUCCUAUGUUAUCAACUGUAGAAAAUGUGAAUGGGUUAUGUAUGUUUUGUAUUUUUUUUACCUGAAUAACUGUAUUUUUCUAUCACAAUUACGAACAAAUCUUCUUUAAUCAACCACUAUUUAAAAAAAAAACCCUAUAUAUCUAUGAGUACAUCUCUAGUUAUCAGCAGAAGGAAAACACUAUAUAUGAACAGAUUUAGUUUUUAUCAGGUGUGGCCUUCUCUUGCCUGCCCGGAAAUGCAAACAGAAACUUUCAUAGUCAGCUGUUUAGUUAAGCUUUGUUCUUCUAAAAUGGAAUAGUUCUCUUAGUAGACAGCCUUCAGUUUGGUGAUGUUAUUUUGGGAGAUGCUGAGCAAAUGUGACACCUGUAGGCUCGGAUGAUGAAGUGCUUGACAGUUCUUAGGAUAAUGUAGUGAACUGCUUUUUUCUCCUGUCAUUCAAAAGCUUGUGUUGUGAUAUCCAUUUUCUACCUGACAGGAGUCUGGGGCACCUCCUUCCAAGGGCUCCUUCUAGGCUGCCCUUGGGUGGUCAUUCAGCAGGUAAAAAAUAUAUGAAGAAUCUCUCGUAUUUUGAGCAGAAGGACAAGGUCUAACUUGAUUUCCUGCCAAAAUGCAGAGUGAACAAAGAGCUUCAGGUUAUUAGCUCAUAUUAACCUAUGCUGCCAGCAUCCUGCAGAGUGCUAGAAUGAUCCUUUAAUUGACUUAAUGGUGUUUUCCAUGUCUUGGAAUGUGUGGCAUAAUGCUGAAGCAGUCUUAUCCCACUACUGUUUAGGGUAUCCUCUGUAUUUGCCAUACAGAAAUUACUAUAUGGUAAAAGAGCCUAUUUUCAAGAAAGAAAACUGAUGGGAUGUUUAAGCAGCCGGCUGUUCUUUUGGCUCUGUAUUGCUUAAUAGGAAGGGAGGGUACAAGAUCCUCCACUCUUAACUUCUAAGAACACUAACAGGAAAGAAAGGCCUGAGGUUGCACUGAUGAUGCUUAUGACUGACUUAUCUACUUGCCUGCAAAACUAGUUGGAUGUGAAUAAGUGUGCUUAUGCUGCUCAGGGCUUGUGAAGAGCAGUGACAUUAUUGCCAAGGGUUGUGAGAGAGGAACACUAAGCAAGGAGACAUUGAUGUUACUUAAACUCCACAGCUUUGCUUCUGUUGUCCAAAAGACACUGAACAGUCUUAAUUGUUUAAUUCUAGCUGUCUGUUUAAUGCUCAGUGGUUUUGUACUGCAGAGACCACAUCAUGAUACCUAAAUAUCCUGAUCAGAAUACCGUGUUUAUUGAAGCAAAAUACAGAUUAGAGCUUUGCAUUCCCAUAAACAGAAUGCUUUUGAGAUUUCAUACUUUAGUAGGUAAUUAAAUCUUGUAAUGUCAUUUAACACAUGGUGAUUGCACCAUCAAUUAGGGUAAUCAGUUUCUGGAGGUGUGCACUUUAAUUUACUUUUUGACUAUUAAACUGAUAAACCUUUUCUGAUCCAGAGUCAGUUUUAGAGAGCUAUAAUUUGGCUUUAAUAUGUUGUCCAUAUCAAAAAUAACACUGAGACUAUGCACAAUAUACAAGAAAGUAACAGUUCUCAGAUAAUCAUUAUGAAAACUGAAAAGAUUUAUAAGUUUUACACUUAGGAAACAUAAAAAAACUUUUGGAGUGCUUAGGAGAAUUGUGCAAAACUGGAAAUAAGGCAUUCAUUGUGGGCAGUCAUAGUAAAAUAUUUUUUUUAAAAUCUUGUAGUUUAGUUAGAGGUUAAAUUUUAGGUCUUUGUAAAGUGAUCAGAGUACAAAUUAAAAUAUUUUGUAAUUGUCUAAGGUAAAGACAGUUUGUAAAGAAGGAAUCAAGAAUUGUUAAAAUUUGUAGAUUAGGAAUAUUUUUAUUAAUGUUGCAUUGUCGUUUCUAUAGCUCAGAGUAAAUACUAAAGGAGUGGUAAAAACUUUGAAGCUUUAUUUGUAAAAAUCCGUGCCAUCUUUCAGAUUGUUUCAUUGUUCCUUUGAAGUCUCAUACUUUAUCUUUUCCAGUUAUGAUUGGAAAAUAGAUAAAAUUGGCAAAUAGAUAAAAGUAAGCUACUCAAGACAUCUGCAUGCCAGAGUAGCACUGUUUAUUAAAUUGUGCAGUGACAUAUUGGCCAUAUCAUAAGUGCCUUG